AUGACAAAAAUCAACUUUUUAGUCGUAUUUGCGCUUGUUUAUGUUAUGACAUUCUCCAAUGUGUAUUCGUAUCCUUGGCGUCGUGCCUGCACAUACAUCGAUAACAUCGGAUGCGAUAACACCGGUCAUGGAAACAUUGGCAAUUCUAAUGCCGGUGAUAAUAAUAUCGGCAGUGAAAACGGCUUAGGGAGUACAGGUACCAAUGUUGGUAGCAAUAAUAUCGGCAACGCAAAUGGAAAGAGUAGCGGUGGAGUGGAUAAUGGAAAUGGUAAUAUUGGCAAUGGUAAUGGCCAAAAUAGUGGCAAUAGCGGUCCAAAAGAUUGCGCUGCAUCAGGUUUCCCUAAUGGCUCUGGUGUAGGCGAGCAUAAUGGAGAUUCGAAUAUUGGUAAUGGUAACGGUGCGAAUUCUGGAGAUAACAACUGCGUUUAUAAUCUAAACACUGGCAGCGACAAUGGAAACCGCAAUAUCGGCAAUGAUAACGGAAAAGGAACCGGUAAUGGCAACUAUCUUACUCUAGAAUCUGGCUCCCACAACGGCGACGGAAAUGUUGGCAAUGGAAACGGCCAAGGCAGUGGCAACAACAACUCUUUCAUGCUUCAUGACGGUACCAAUGUAGGCAAUAAUAAUGUUGGAAAUCAGAAUGGUCAAAAUACCGGAAAUAAUAACUACCUCAAGGGAAACAAUGGUGUAAGCGUUGGCAAUGACAAUGUCGGAUCCAACAGCGGAUCAAACUUAGGCAAUAAUAACACGAAGUAG
Molecule: messenger RNA, 756 nt
Organism: Ambispora gerdemannii
Lineage: Eukaryota; Fungi; Glomeromycota; Glomeromycetes; Archaeosporales; Ambisporaceae
Source: the annotation of a GenBank genome assembly